UGACCCUCUCCCAGGGGGAAGCUCAAUAUCAUGCGCCCACUACAUGACAAUACACUAGGGGGUAUCAUCCGGAAGCAGUGCGCUCUGAUUGUAGCGACGAGGGCGGUAAAUCAUCAUUCGUGCCGGUGCCGCAGAAGUCGACGCCUUCUCCGUCGUCGAGUUGCAGACUAAGAAUCUGUGCUAGUGAUUGGGCCUUCGUGCCGACCUCUGAUCUGCGCGACUGACGAGGCUCGAUGCCUCGGUGUUCGCCGCUCCUGCUAUCUCUCUCGUUCUUCCUUUUGCUUACCCCAGGCUGGGCCCAAGAAUCGCUGACCCUCUGGCUCUUCGGCUCUGGACGUUUGCUGCCGGGGACGGCGACGCUCGCACCCAUUCCCAUCGGCACACGCUCAGAUGGAUCUGCCACAACCUAUCUAUACCAGGUUCUCAAUCCGAGCCAGGUCAAGACCACAGAUGCGGCGGGUGUCAUCGAAGUCGCCACAGUCGCUGCACCCACCUCCAGGACGAUCAUCGCGUCUGCGUCAGGCUGGACGGAGCCGUUUGCCACCGACAUCGCUGUGGUGUGCCAGCUGACGAGCUCCGCGGCGGGCGAAUGCAUCAACAUCUCCGGCACGUCAACCGUCGUCGCCAAUACCGGGGCACCGACACCAGUCGUUCUGCCCAUCGCCACUCAAUCGGUCGCCGCUUCCCCCACGACCAUUCCGGGGCUCUCCUCCAGCCCGUCUGCGUCCCCACCGCCGAACAAUCCAGAUCCAUCCCACACGGCCGUCGUUCCUAUCGUCGUCCCCGUCGUCGUCGUACUGGUGCUGGUGCUGGUGCUAUUCAUCUGCAUCUGGCUCCUGCGUCGGCGGCGGCGGCAGAAGGCAAUGGGACUGAGACGUGCUGAUCUAGAGGGCGGGAUCGAUCCGACUCCCUCGCUGUCGCAAAACACGAGAAGCCGGAUGGCGCAAGUGAAUCCAAUGGACUUGUACACUCCGCAUGCGCACACCGAGCUCACCGAGAGCGAGCACCACUGGCACAGCGGAUCGCACUCCCAGUAUACGAGUCCCACCGCCAGCUCCGGUAUCGCGGAGAGCACGCAGUCGAGUACGGCUGUGCCCGCCGUCCCGAUCCUCCAGAUCCCCUCUCCCGGUGUCAGUCGGCGGGCCACGGCUGGCGCUGACGACUCCGUUCGGGUGCUGGUCACUAGAACGCCGCGGAGCGGAGGUGCCGGUGGAUCCCGUCCUCUUCCUUUGCCCGAGGAGUCCCGCAGCGGGGCUGGUGUCUCGGAGAAGGAGCUGGAGCUGAGAGCCGAUAUCCAGCGGAGGAUGGAUGAGCAAAAUGGGCCUAGUUCAGAAACCUUGCCUCCUUAUGUGGAUUGAUUGACAUUCAGGCCUGCGUCAUUUACCCAUCUGUCGUACGUACUCGAGUAGCACACGACUGCAUAAGUAUAUAUAUCUAUAUGUGUGUUUGUCUCUAACCCUGGCACGCCUGGAUCACCGGCACGACGCCACCUGCCAGCUGCUGCAGCUGCGCAUCAAGCUCGCUUGGACCCUGGCUCCGUCCAUCUUUGGCCGCCAGCGCCGCGAGAGUCGACAUCAGACCAUCUACCGCGCUCGAGAUCGCCACGGCCUUGCUCUCCAGCGCAGCCAACUUCGCGGUGGACGACGCGAGACCCAGUGCCUCGUCUACGUCGAGGAUGAUGUCCUCAAAUGUGAGGGCGGAGGAGACUUUCUGCCGCAGGCUGGAUCCGAUGCGUCAGGAGCCCAGUGAAGCGCACAGAGUGCGGACAGACUUACGGGUCGACAGCGGGAAGGGAGACGGCCCGGAUCUGUGCGCUGACAUCCUGCACCUGGCGCAGGUCGUCUUGGAUUCCCCUGAGAUUGCAAGUCGGGGAGAUAGUAGUGGCGGUCGCUUUCGCUGCUUUGGCGGCUGUGGACGUUGGUCGACUGGACUGCGAUUUGCCCGUCUUGCUGGUGAUCACACCGGUUGAGGAGGUGCUCUUUGCUGCGGUGGUGAUAGAAGUCGUCUUGAAUCCAGGAUUUCUGUUCUGAGCAGGAUUGGACGACUGAGCUUU
Messenger RNA from Mycena citricolor, 2053 nucleotides. The record is from the annotation of a GenBank genome assembly. NCBI's taxonomy places the organism in Eukaryota, Fungi, Basidiomycota, Agaricomycetes, Agaricales, Mycenaceae.